Messenger RNA from Suillus subalutaceus, 1073 nucleotides. RefSeq lists its product as uncharacterized. The record is from RefSeq and is a predicted model, not a curated record. Lineage: Eukaryota; Fungi; Basidiomycota; Agaricomycetes; Boletales; Suillaceae. Bases 102 to 983 code for a protein of 293 amino acids. Gene Ontology annotation, molecular function: oxidoreductase activity. The transcript has 5 exons.
ACGGAUUUUACAAAUGUCUGACUGAUAUUCCUGGUGAACGAUGGGAUGAGAUAAAAGCCACAGCCAGGGCAGGGAAACUAUCAUUUCAUCAACGAGCUACAAUGUCCUCUCCCAAAGUCUGGUUCAUAACGGGGGCGUCCUCAGGAUUCGGAAGAUCUAUGACAGAGUACGCGCUCAAUCAAGGCGACAUCGUAGUAGCAACCCUCCGUAAACCACAGGUCCUAUCAGAUCUCGCAGCACGAUACUCAGCAGACAAGCUCCUCGUGCUCAAAGUCGACGUCACGAAGCAAGAAGACAUCGACGAAGCAUUUGCGCGCACGCGUUCGGCGUUCGGACGGCUGGACGUAGUGUUCAACAAUGCGGGAUAUGGAAUUAUCACAGAAAUCGAAGGCACGCCUGAUGAUAAAGCGCGUGAGCUUUUCGAUACAAAUUUCUGGGGCGCGACAAACGUCAGUCGUGCUGCGGUGAAAUUUUUUAGGGAGGUCAAUGAAGCGGGCAAGGGAGGGACGAUUCUUCAGCUCAGUUCGGUUGCUGGGUUUAAUGCGCUCCCUGGGUUGAGUUAUUACGCUGCGACCAAACAUGCGCUGGAGGGGUUCUCAGAUGGUCUUGCGAAAGAGCUGCCGGCUUCCUGGAACAUAAAUAUCUGCAUUAUCGAACCCGGGGCAUUCCACACAAACGGAAUGAAAGGGGCAGUGGUAUUACCGCAGCAUCCAGCAUACGCCGACAAGUCUUUUGCGGGUUCCGUGUUGCGUCAGAUGCUAGAGGGCGUAGUCUUCGGAGGAGACGCGGACAAAUUCACACGCACUGUGUACGAGGUCGUACAGGGAGGAAAUAUACCGAAGCGGUUGCCUAUGGGUUUGGACGCGUUUGAGAUGCUGAAUCUUAGGAUUGAGAAUUUGAAGAUGACUGUGGAUGAGACGAAGGCGUGGUCGGCGGAUUUGAAGAGAGCUGAUGGGGGAGUCGAAAUCAUCGUACCUGUCUAACUUGAAGUAGUUUUAGUGUUUGAGUUGUGUAUAUGUGAUCGUGACAUGUGACGAAAGCUUCUAUAUUGAUUCCAUGUUGCCAUGAAAAAA